This is a messenger RNA of Sphaeramia orbicularis (orbiculate cardinalfish), 1189 nucleotides long. Its product is annotated as methyltransferase-like protein 7A. Lineage: Eukaryota; Metazoa; Chordata; Actinopteri; Kurtiformes; Apogonidae. The record is from RefSeq and is a predicted model, not a curated record. Gene Ontology annotation, molecular function: S-adenosylmethionine-dependent methyltransferase activity.
UGUUGAAGGUAACUUGACGGUUUGCUUUGACUCCACAGUGUCAGUCGUGGCGUAGCUGGGAACCGCGGACAUGACUUUUUUAAUGAAAUUUUGCACUGCUGUGGUCAACACGUUAUGUUUACCUCUGCAUCUGAUGCAUGCGCUCGGUAUGUAUGAGAUAUACAAACGCAUCUUUCCAAUAUGUCUGUACCGAAUAUCUGCAAGCUACAACAAGAAAAUGCACGAUAAGAAGAGAGACCUGUUUCGCAGUCUGUCAGAGUUCAAGCCCAGUGGGAAACUGACGCUGCUGGAAAUAGGCUGCGGCACUGGCACUAAUUUUGAGUUUUAUCCGCCGGGUUGCAAGGUGGUGUGCACCGACCCCAACCCUCAUUUCGAGAAAUAUCUGAAGAAAUCCAUGGACGAAAAUGGCCACCUCACAUAUGACAGAUUUGUGGUGGCUUCAGGGGAGGACAUGGGGUCAGUUGAGGACGAGUCUGUGGACGUGGUCGUGUGCACCCUGGUGCUGUGUUCUGUCAACAACAUCCCGCAGACCCUGAGGGAGGCUCACCGUAUACUCAGACCCGGUGGAGCCUUUUUUAUGGAGCAUGUCGUAGCUGACACCUCUUCCUGGACGUACUUCUUCCAGCAUGUUUUGCAGCCUUUUUGGUACUACUUCGGUGAUGGAUGUGAUCUCACCCGGGCGACAUGGAAACAUCUGGAGGCGGCUGGAUUCUCUGAGCUCAAACUAAGACACAUUGAAGCACCUUUUAUUUUUGUAAUCAAACCACACAUCACAGGCUAUGCUGUAAAAUAAGCAUCUUAUUAGUUUAGUAGUAAGCCUCCUUCACAACUGGUGUAAUAAUAUACCAAGCACAAAAAGCCUCUCCUGCACUAUGUACUCUGAUGUAAUCAAUCACCAGUAAAGAUAACACCCAUUGUGUUAAUACUAACCUCUUUAUUUUUAUAUUGAAAAUAUAUAUAUCCUAAGUGUUGCUGUGUAAAGACAAAUUAUUUUAGCACAAACCUUAGACGGCACGAUACUAAUUUUGAUGCAUUUUGAGUGAAUAAUAUGUAAACUCCAUUUUUCACCUGUAGGCUGAUAAAUCAGUGUUGCACUAAAUAAUCACUGCCAAACCAUGUCCCACUGUGCUACUGUUGGAUUUCUAUGUGCCUGUCUUUGAAAAUCAUUAAAAAGUUGUUAUGAACUAUA